AUGAUCAAAGCUUUCUUGCUGAAAGACGAGCAAGAGAAAACUAUGGAUGUAUACAAAUGCAUUUUGAGAAAUGGGAUGCCUUGUGUUGUAUCAUGGACAGUAUUGAUUUGUGGGUAUGCUAAAAAAGGGGAUGUUUUUACAGCAAGAUUGAUUUUUGAUGAGGCACCAUUGAAGGAUAGAGGAAUUUGGGGAGCUAUGAUGUCUGGUUAUGUCCAGAAUAAUUGCUUUAAGGAAGGAUUAGGAUUGUUUAGGCUAAUGCAGUUGAAAGGGAUUCAACCUGAUGAGGCUAUACUUGUUAGUGCACUUUCUGCUUCUGCUCAUUUGGGUUCAUUUGAUGUUGGAAUUUGGAUACAUAGACACAUUGAAAAGUUUAAACUUCCACUGAGUAUCAAACUGGGCACUGCUUUAUUAGACAUGUAUGCUAAAUGUGGAUACUUAGAUGUAGCUGAGAAGGUGUUCUAUGAAAUGCCAAAGAGAGAUGUUAUUUGUUGGAACACUAUGCUCUCAGGUUUUGCAUUGAAUGGAAACGUCAAAGGGGCUCUCAGACUGUUUUCAGAAAUGGAACAUUCCGGGAUCAAGCCAGACGAUAUUACUUUCAUUUCCAUGUUUACUGCUUGUAGUUAUGGUGGCACGGCAACUGAAGGUCUUAGAUUGCUUAACAAAAUGUGCAGUGUGUAUGGAAUUGAACCAAAAAGUGAACACUAUGGAUGUAUAAUCGAUAUUCUUAGUCGGGCUGGACUUCUAGCAGAAGCGAAGAUCAUAGUAGAGAAAAUGCAUAGUUCUAAGUCGCCAUCUGAGGAAGCUCUUGCAUGGAGAGCAUUGCUGAGUGCUUGUUGCAGCCACGAGCACAUACAGUUGGCUGAGGAUGCUGCAGAGAAAGUUGUCGAGCUUGAAAACCACAGUGGUCCUUAUGUGCUUCUGUCGAAUAUGUAUUCGGCUGCUGGAAGACAUGAUUUGGCUAAAAGAAUAAGGAAAAGGAUGCAAAGCCGAGGGAUAGAAAAGGCACCAGGUUGCAGUUCAUUGGAGAUUAAUGGAGUUGUUCGUGAGUUUAUUGCUGGUGAGAAAACACAUUUGCAUAGGGAAGAAACAUUUCUGUUACUGGAAAUGGUUAAUAAGCAUUCAGAAUGUGUAUGA
Oldenlandia corymbosa var. corymbosa is the source of this 1134-nucleotide messenger RNA. The record is from the annotation of a GenBank genome assembly. Lineage: Eukaryota; Viridiplantae; Streptophyta; Magnoliopsida; Gentianales; Rubiaceae.